AUGUCAACGUCACAAACAUCAACACAGAAGACUCGAAUUCUCGCAGACAAAUUCGUGGAAUAUGUUUCAACCACCCGAUAUGAAGACGCAUAUCGCCUCCUUAACGAAGAUGGACAGUUUGUUUUGACUGGCCAGACUCCAGUCUCAGGAGUCUACAAGGGGCUCGAAGACAUCUUUGCCCGGCUUGCACCUGCUUUAUCUGGUUAUACAGAAAGACCCACCAUCGUCUUCUCAGACAUUAUUGUGGAUGGGGAUAAAGCAUUCUUGAGAGCCAGUGGAAUUGGAAAAGCCACGCACGGAGUGUAUAAGCAGCCUUAUUAUGGGUAUUAUCUACGUGCAGAGGGAGAUGGACUUGCUGAGAUCAUUGAGUAUUUUGAUCCUUUCCAGAUUGAGUCUGCGUUCUUUGGGAAAAAGCUGGUCGAUUCAUCAGAAUAG
Molecule: messenger RNA, 435 nt
Organism: Exophiala bonariae
Lineage: Eukaryota; Fungi; Ascomycota; Eurotiomycetes; Chaetothyriales; Herpotrichiellaceae
Exons: 1
Coding region: 1-435 (144 amino acids)
Source: RefSeq, a predicted model, not a curated record